AUGGACUCGUCGGCUGAGGGCUUCUUCUUCUCCUUCGGCUCCGCCGGAGAGACUGAUAGGUGCCGCGGUACCACCACCGUGGACACUACUAGUUCUACCAGCUCCACACCGGGCACUGAGGUGCCUUCACCGCCGGUGUGGCCGCCCGCAAAGACGUCGACAGCGACCUUUCCGUGGGUUUCCCUGGACUCCGACACGCUGAACAAAUGGGCUGCCGGCUACUGCUACGCGGCUCCUAGCAAUAAUGUGAAGAUCAGCCGCUCGACCAAACCCUUACAGCUGAAGUUUCGUGUAGCUUUGACAGGAAACGCAGAUGGCGCUCCAGGCGAGGCCUCCCCAUCCGCGGACGCAAAUCAACAGGCCAUCUUUACGCUUUGCUACCAAACCUCUCCAGAGGUGGACACCCUGACAUCCGUGGCCGCCACCCAGACGACAGAGAUGACGCCAUCAAGCUCGUUCAACAGGGAGCACCGCGACGUAAUACCAGGACGAUACUACGGCGGGCUCAAAGUGUGGUCCUGUGCUGUGUUGCUCGUGCAGUACCUGGCUGACCACGCCGCACAGUACCGCAGUCUCUUUGAGGCAGCGGCGGUGGUCGCAGAGCUCGGGUGCGGUCAAGGACUUCCCGGACUGGCGGCCAUGUGCCUUGGUGCGCGGCGCGUGGCGUUUCAGGACUACAACAAGGAGGUCCUCGAUGUGUGCACGAAGCCGAACGUGGCAGCCACAGUUCACGCAAAUGGAGGCCUCCAGCAGUCGCAAGGCCGCUCUAGCACGACCGCGCUACUGCACGCCAAAUUCGUUCACGGCGACUGGGUCGAUCUGUCUUGGGAAUCCCAAGGCACUGCCUCCUCCCCCGCUUUCUCCGAAGCCUUCUGUGACGUCAUCCUCGGCUCUGACGUCACGUUUGACAAGGGUGCGUGCGACAAGCUUGCCUGCGUCUUGCAUCGCUGGCUGCGGCCUCACACAGGGACGGCGAUCAUCGUGUCGAAGGACUACUACUUUGGUACGAAUGGCGGCUACCUGGAGUUUACAAAGUCCGCACAGUCGUGCAGGCUGCAGGUGGAGCUGCUGAAGCGUGUGGACACGGCGGACACGAUGCCGCAUGUGGUGUUGCGUAUCACCCACGCGGCUUAA
This is a messenger RNA of Leishmania braziliensis MHOM/BR/75/M2904, 1134 nucleotides long. RefSeq lists its product as hypothetical. The transcript has a single exon. The coding region runs from base 1 to 1134 and encodes 377 amino acids. NCBI's taxonomy places the organism in Eukaryota, Euglenozoa, Kinetoplastea, Trypanosomatida, Trypanosomatidae. The record is from RefSeq and is a predicted model, not a curated record.